AUUUGUGUUAGUUACGUACUUCUAUUGGGGUGGCGCUCAACAUAUAGCUAACACUUAGUUACAGUUUUUAUUAUUAUUUGAUAUAUUUUAUUAUUAUGGAAAGAAGUAAUUAUGUAUUUAGAAAUUGUAUUAUUAAUAAUAAUGAAAGUGAAAUCAUUGAAAUACUCAAUUGUGGAUUUGACCCAAAUUUAGAAGGUGGUUGGCCAAUUAGAUUAGCCGCACGUCAUGGACGAUAUUCCAUUGUUAAACUACUACUACAGCAUGGAGCAAACCCUCACUUAUUAAGUGCUUCUGGUGCAUCAACAUUGCAAUUGGCUGUAUACUCUAGUCACGAAUGGGAAAGCGAUAGUUGGUCUUUUUUAUUGUCUUGUUGUGAUUCUUCUCAGUUGGCAGAUGGUGCCGCUGUAGCAAUAAUUUUUCAAAAUGUAACAGCACUCAAGAAAAUAUUAGAAACUGGUCGAUGUAAUACUAAUAUACCUACAACUUUAACAGGUAAAACUGUUGAAGAUUUGGCAAAAGGAUACAAACUUCAGUGUCUAUUAAAUACUGCGCCAUUUACAAAUAAUUAUCUAAACGUGCGCACACCAGUAACCUCACCAAGAAUUUCAAGGCAGAGUAGACCGGAUACAGGAAAUUUAAUAGCUUUACAGCAAUCGCAACAAGUUAGCAAUUUAUCGCCAUCUGUUGCUAGAUUUUUUCAUCAAACAGCAGCACAAACAUCAUUGACUCCACCAAGAAAUAACUUAGUUACUUCUUCGCCAACUGUCGAAUGAUAAACAUAAAUUAAUUGCAAGAUCCCUUUGUAAAAUAG
Molecule: messenger RNA, 811 nt
Organism: Achroia grisella
Lineage: Eukaryota; Metazoa; Arthropoda; Insecta; Lepidoptera; Pyralidae
Exons: 4
Coding region: 96-773 (225 amino acids)
Molecular function (GO): protein binding
Source: RefSeq, a predicted model, not a curated record